Messenger RNA from Caretta caretta (loggerhead turtle), 1919 nucleotides. The record is from RefSeq and is a predicted model, not a curated record. NCBI's taxonomy places the organism in Eukaryota, Metazoa, Chordata, Testudines, Cheloniidae.
AUGGCGCUUCCACCUUUAGUACUGGGGGCUGGAGGGCACCCCACUGGCAAUUCCUUAAAACUCGGCUCCUCUCGCGGUUUGCCAGAUUCUGACGCCGGGCUCGGUGUAUGGCUGGAGAUCCCCAGUGUCUCCGUUCUGCCUCUGACACCAGCUGGGACAGCUCGCCCAAAAGCAAGAUCCCCCCAGGACCCACCAUGCCCGGAGUUGCAGAUGAGAAUUCCUCCAGAACCUCGUACCAUGGCAUGUUCCGGAUUUCACCAUGUCACCAUGGAGCACGUCGGAGGACCAGAGCAGCCCAACCAUAUUUGUGACUGGGAGGGCUGCGCUAGGGAGAAAAAACCCUUUAAAGCCAAAUACAAACUCAUAAACCACAUCAGAGUGCACACAGGCGAAAGGCCAUUUCUAUGCCCGUUUCCAGGGUGUGAGAAAGUGUUUGCAAGAGCUGAAAACCUGAAGAUACAUAAAAGAAUCCACACAGGAGAGAAGCCGUUCGUGUGUGAAUUCGCGGGGUGUGACAGGAGGUUUGCCAACAGCAGUGACAGGAAGAAGCACACCCACGUGCACUCGAGAGACAAGCCGUAUCGCUGCAAAGCCAAAGGGUGCGAGAAAUCCUACACCCACCCCAGCUCCCUGCGCAAACACCUGAAAACGCACCGCAGCCUCGAGCCAGCCCCCUCCACCGCCACCACCAAGCCCCGGGCGGCCGGACAGCCCCCGGGGGCGCAGGAGCCGGGGGCUGGCGCCUGCCAGUCACUGGCCAGCCCCGCCGCUUGUCUAACCAGGUGUGGCCCCCCCAGGUGCCAGGGGAGAGAGAGGGACGCCCCGGAGACGGAAAGAGGGGGCGCCUCCCACGCAACCUCCUGCAGUGGGCGUGAGGCCAGACGGACCCCCCGGCCGGCUCGCCCCCAGCUCUGGCGCAAGGUGCCCUCCGAGGGCUCCCGCAGGUCCCCCAGCCCACUCACAGUCCCGGCCGGGCUGGGAAAGGGCUGGGAGCCAGGGCACAGCAGGGCCACGGGCGCUGCCCACAGCAGGCCCGAAAGAAGCGCUCCCCCCUCCAGGAGAGGGCUCAGUGAGCUCUGACGGGUCACUUCCCCGGGGCCAAAGGGAGCCUUCUUCCCCCUGCCCGCGCCAGGCUUGGAAUCACGGACCCCCUAGCCGGAGCCGAGCGCUGGGGAGCUGCAGCUCCCUCUGGGAACUGGACCGAACAUGUAUAGUGGGUGAGAAUCGCCUGCAACCUCCUUCGGACCUGGGGUUAGCAGCACCCAAUGGCCAAAAGGGCUCCCGAAUGCUGGCCUAGGAAUCCAAGCCAAGAGCAGCCCACGGCCCUACCGGCACGGCAACAACUGGAAAUACCGCGCUCAUCAGCGUCAAGAACCCGAACCCGCCUCUUUCCCCCCGGUGGCACGGGCUGCGCCUCAAGGCCCGUCUCCCUCCCUCACACUCACACACACGUGUUACUCAGGACGUGUGUGUUCUGUGCUUACAGGCGCUCAGCUAAGCCUGGGUCCUGUCCGCCAGCCAGGAAACUGGCCCGCACGGAUUUCAAUCAUCCGUGUGCCCAGUGGUUUCUUUCUGUGGAGAACACGUCUCCUUGGCUCUCACUGGCACGUUAUGGGCGAGUGAGGUUUAGCCUGUCACAAUUACAUUUGCAGUCUCAUAGAGGCGUUGCAAAAAUAGGGUUGCAACCCUGCGAUUAGAGAUAGACAUGAAAAGCACUCAAGCGUGAUUUGUUGUUUUACUGUUUAGCAUUAAUGUUAAUGGGAUUAUUUUGUCCCUUUCCUUGCUACGCUCUGUUUAUGUUCUGGAUGUGCGCGUUUUGUACCGAUGUUUGACAUACGAUUUGAAAUAAAUCACCCAAUGUGCUCCAGGCUCGGGCACGUCAGGUCGCAGGGAGAUGUGUUGCCAAUUAUUGGUUGGGA